Babesia bigemina is the source of this 2364-nucleotide messenger RNA. RefSeq lists its product as hypothetical. The record is from RefSeq and is a predicted model, not a curated record. Lineage: Eukaryota; Apicomplexa; Aconoidasida; Piroplasmida; Babesiidae. The transcript has a single exon. The coding region runs from base 1 to 2364 and encodes 787 amino acids.
AUGACCGACGCGCCCUUUUCGUCGGCGGCUCUCCGGCGCGCCGAGACGGAGCUGUGGCAGUGUGACGACGGCGCCUCCAGGUCUGACUUUUGCAACACGGUCUCGGGGAUGAGCAUAACCGCGACCAGAGUUGUUCGGAGUGGAGAUGUGCGGCAUACGUAUGCGCCACCGUCGGCGCUCUCGCCGUCUGGAAAAGCAGUCGGCCAAGCAUGCUCCCCGGAAUGUACGUCGGGUGCCCAGUCACUCCAACCACCACUGGUGUGCCACGUUGGGGAACGGUCAUCUUCCGACGGCAUACCCAGGGUGCCGACGCUCGAUCUGGCGCUCCUGCACGCCAGGCCUAGUGCGUCGAUUUCGAGCCUGGGGGAGCACGACCAGGCCCCGCCGCCGCAGGUCAAGCCCCAAGAGCAUAAGGCGGACAUCGUCGGCCAGCUCAACGCAAUACAAUCGCAGCUCGAGAGGAAGCUGAGCACUGUGCGCAUCGAAUACCAGAAGAAGCUGAGCGAGUCGGCCAUGGUGGGCUUCGCCAGGCGACGCUCGGCACGCAUGUCGAGCUUGCAAACGGACGAGAGCAUCUCGUUGCACAGCGAGUCAUCAUUCCGUGAAAAGGUGGACCAGCGCCCGGAGUCACGAGGAUACUCCGGCGCGCACAACGUCGCGGCGAUCGUGAAUACCAGGGGGAGGCAGCGGAAUGCCCCGCCCCCCAGGAUGGCCGCGGGCGGUACGCCUCGCAGGCCAUCGGGAGAAGCACCAAAUCAGGAUAAGGCUGAAAUCGGCGCUCCCAUUACCAGGUAUGCAACAUUCUCGACGGCGAAGUGCGGUUCGCGCAUGCCCAGCCGGUUCGCGCCUCCGGACUGGAACGCGUUGAUACGUCACUACGUGAAAAAGGAUACGAACGGUUCGCCUAAGCAGCACAACAAAAGCGAGACGCGACAAGCACCACCCUUGCCUCCAGCGCAGCCAGACAACAGCCUGCCGUCAGCGGCGCUGACACGGCCACCGGAAGCGAGGGACGCCCGGAUGCCGCCGCCGCUGCGUUUCAACCCCCUGCAUCGCAAAAACGAGAACGCCUACGAUGUAGACCUCGUCAAUAAACUCUGCCGGCGUGCGCCUACAAACCCGGUGGGCCCUGCAACGCUGGGACGGACGAACACCACCACCAUAGGCAAGUUCGAAGGGGCCCGGGAUUCUGCACUCAACGACGCCCGACGGUCUAACACGGCAGCUCUGUUGUUGUGCGGCGCCGGAAAGGAUAAGGAGGACGCGAAUAUAAGCCUGGUCACAUUCCCACCAACAUCGCCGACGCUAUCGGAGCAGGACCUGUCAUCUAAAACCGUCACGGACGACGGUUGGGUGCGUAGCCCGAUCGCUCGCGCCUAUUCGUACGUCGACUGGAUUUUCCAGGGCACCGGCGAAAAUGAGGAGUCCCGAUCCGACGAGCAGCGAGUGUCGCAGCCACCGUCGCCGCAAGUCGCAGGAGGCGACUCGGCGCUUGAUAAACGCUACCCAAGUAUGAGGUCGCUGAGGUACCCGGACCACGUUGAAGGAGCCAUGCCACGCCCGACGGCGCCCCGGCCGAGAGUGGAGGCGGGAACGGACACUGGUAACGAAGGUGCAAUGCGCCGCCAAACGACGGCGCCGCUCCGGAGGAGGGACACGUACACGGUCAACACCAACCAGAUACGCGAGAAAAUACGAGCUCUGGCGUCACACGUCAGCGAGCCGCCGUCAGAUGCUGACGAUGACGACACUUCGUACCAAGUUGUGUCCGUUAGCGGCUCCGACCUGGAUAGGGCCUCCGGCCAGUACGGUCCGCCGGAGCAGCAGCAGACGUUCAGCCUCAGCGAGAACGUGGUCGAACGCAACGUCGACGCGGGUUUGCUGACACACCUGCCGACGAUGAGCGGCAACUGCGUGAAGGGCAUCGCGGGGUACUCGAUGGAGCAACUCUACCGGCUGUCCAGGGUGAACUCCAAGUGCGCCCUGCUACGGCACGGCGAACCCGACGCGCCCGCUGAGAUGGGCAACACAUCCGGCUUCGGGCACCCUAGCAGCCUCAGGACGAGCGUGACGCCGUGGUUCAAGAACCCGCUGAACGAGAAGGUGCACCGGGAACGCGCCCGUAGCGCGAAGCACGCCGCGUUCAUCCCCAACGCCCAGCAGGUGGAGGACAUAGCCGAUGCAGACCUGAAGAAUCUGUUGGACCAGAUCGCGACGUACCGCCUGGACCUGGAGGAACCGGAGCGCCACGGCGUGAUGGACCCGUUCUACGAGUACGAGAAGAUGAUGCAGAACAAGACGCUGGCAAGCUCCGACUGGGCCAGGUACGGCCGCCCAGCCGGUCGACAGACACCGAACUUUUAG